UUCCGAUCUCAGUCGCUCACCUACUCCCAUCUCAGACCGAUAAAUGGCGACCGAGACCGCCCUGACCGCGAAGGUGGACGGCAGCGCCGUGGCGGGGCUCGCGCUGGCCGCGGCCGGCGCGCGGCACAUGUUCGGGGUGGUCGGGAUCCCGGUCACCUCGCUGGCCUCCCGCGCGGCCGCCGCCGGGGUGCGCUUCAUCGCCUUCCGCAACGAGCAGUCCGCGGGGUACGCCGCCGCCGCCUACGGCUUCCUGACCGGCACCCCCGGCCUGCUCCUCACCGUGUCCGGGCCCGGCUGCGUGCACGGCCUCGCGGGGCUCUCCCACGCCACCGCCAACGCCUGGCCGCUCCUCAUGGUCUCGGGCUCCUGCUCCCAGCCCGACGUCGGCCGGGGCGACUUCCAGGAGCUCGACCAGAUCGCCGCCACCAAGCCCUUCGCCAAGCUCGCCGUCAAGGCCACCGCCAUCGCCGACAUCCCCCGCCUCGUCUUCCAGGCCCUCGCGGCCACCGUCGCCGGCCGCCCCGGCGGGUGCUACCUCGACAUCCCAUCCGACGUCCUCCACCAAACCCUCACCCAAUCCGAGGCCGACGCUCUCAUCGCCGCAGCCGCUGCCGCCGCUUCCGGCUCCUCCCCACCGAAACACAAAUCCCUAGACGAGGCCAUCGUGAAGGCGGCGGAGCUGCUCCACCGCGCCGAACGGCCUCUAGUCGUAUUCGGCAAGGGCGCCGCCUACGCCCGCGCCGAGGAGGCGAUCCAGAAGCUGGUGGACACCACCGGCAUCCCCUUCCUCCCGACGCCGAUGGGGAAGGGGGUCGUGCCAGACGCGCACCCGCUGUCCGCCACCGCGGCACGGUCGCUCGCCAUCGGCCAGUGCGAUGUUGCGCUAGUCAUCGGUGCGAGGCUCAACUGGUUGCUUCACUUCGGCGAGCCGCCCAAGUGGUCCAAGGAUGUCAAGUUCAUACUCGUGGAUGUUGACGAGGACGAGAUCGAGCUCCGGAAGCCGCACCUCGGGCUCGUUGGGGAUGCCAAGAGAGUCGUCGAGUUGAUCAACAGGGAGAUCAAAGACCAGCCGUUCUGCUUGGCGCGCUCACACCCGUGGGUUGCUGCAAUCACCAAGAAGGCAAAGGACAAUGUGGUUAAGAUGGAGGCGCAGCUCGCGAAAGAUGUCGUGCCGUUCAAUUUCAUGACGCCGCUCCGGAUUAUCCGGGAUGCGAUUCUUGCCGAGGGAAGCCCUGCUCCCGUCGUAGUUUCAGAAGGGGCAAACACCAUGGAUGUUGGCAGGGCCGUGCUUGUGCAGAAUGAGCCGAGGACAAGACUGGAUGCAGGGACAUGGGGGACGAUGGGGGUCGGUUUGGGGUAUUGUAUUGCAGCUGCAGUGGCUGAGCCGAAACGACUCGUGGUUGCUGUGGAGGGCGAUUCUGGAUUUGGAUUCAGUGCAAUGGAGGUUGAGACAUUAGUAAGGUACCAGCUGCCUGUUGUCGUAAUCGUUUUCAACAACAACGGUGUCUACGGCGGCGACCGAAGAAGCCCCGAGGAGUUAAUCGGGCCCCACAAAGACGACCCUGCCCCAACUUCUUUCGUUCCGGCUGCGGGUUACCAUAAAAUGAUGGAAGCCUUCGGCGGAAAAGGUUACCUCGCCGAGACACCGGACGAGCUGAAAUCGGCCCUCUCGGAAUCGUUUCGUGCCAGGAAGCCAGCGGUGAUUAAUGUGAUCAUCGAUCCUUAUGCCGGCGCAGAGAGUGGCAGAAUGCAGCAUAAGAACUGAAUGUGUUACUGUACCAUAUACGGAGGUGCUGAGUGAAUAAAAGCUUCUUUAUUA
Molecule: messenger RNA, 1819 nt
Organism: Lolium rigidum
Lineage: Eukaryota; Viridiplantae; Streptophyta; Magnoliopsida; Poales; Poaceae
Product: 2-hydroxyacyl-CoA lyase-like
Exons: 2
Coding region: 44-1765 (573 amino acids)
Biological process (GO): fatty acid alpha-oxidation
Cellular component (GO): peroxisome
Molecular function (GO): magnesium ion binding; thiamine pyrophosphate binding; catalytic activity
Source: RefSeq, a predicted model, not a curated record